Sebastes umbrosus (honeycomb rockfish) is the source of this 5772-nucleotide messenger RNA. Its product is annotated as deleted in malignant brain tumors 1 protein-like. The record is from RefSeq and is a predicted model, not a curated record. NCBI's taxonomy places the organism in Eukaryota, Metazoa, Chordata, Actinopteri, Perciformes, Sebastidae. The coding region runs from base 100 to 4317 and encodes 1405 amino acids. The transcript is spliced from 12 exons. Gene Ontology annotation, cellular component: membrane.
AACUCUCUUCCCAAGCGACGACGAAGCACUGCCAGUCAGCCUCCAAGGACAACUGCCUGUCUCACACCUGGAAAAGUAAGUGUGUGUCUUAUCUCCUGGAUGUGGACCAUAAUGGGGAUAACUCGGGGUAUGCUGUUGCUCCUGCUGAUGCAGACUUUAACAGGAUGGACAGUUUCUCAAACAACAUCUGGUCCAACAUUGAGUGCUCCAGUGAGAGUGGUCAACUCUAACAGCAGCUGCUCUGGCAGAGUUGAGAUCUUCAACAACAACCAAUGGGGGACAGUGUGUGACGACGGGUGGGAUUUGAUUGAUGCUGAAGUGGUUUGUCGACAGCUGGGCUGUGGCCAAGCUCUGUCAGCACCAAGAAGUUCCAGUUUUGGACAGGGCACUGGACCAAUUUGGUUAGAUGAUGUUCAGUGUUCAGGAAAUGAGCUAUCGAUAGCAGGCUGUGCACAUGGGGGAUUCGGGAACCACAACUGUUACCAUGGAGAAGAUGCUGGUGUCAUUUGUACUCCAACCACUCCUACUCCAACCACACCUGCUCAAAUCACACCUGCUCCAACCACUUCUACUCCAACCACUCCUACUCAACCCAUUCCUACACCAACCACACCUACUCCAACCACUCCUACUCCAACCACUCCUACUCCAACCACACCUGCUCCAACCACACCUACUACAACCAUAGCAGCACCACCAAGUUCUCUAUUGAGACUGGUCAACUCUAACAACAGCUGCUCUGGCAGAGUGGAGAUCUUCCACAACGGCCUUUGGGGGACGGUGUGUGACGACAGCUGGGAUUUGAAUGAUGCUCAGGUGGUUUGUCGACAGCUGGGCUGUGGCUGGGCUGCGGCAGCACCACCCAGUGCAUUUUUUGGAUGGGGCCGAGGACCAAUUUGGUUAGAUAAUGUUGAGUGUUCAGGAAAUGAGUUAUCAGUAACAGACUGUGCACAUGGGGGAUUAGGGUCCCACAACUGUAACCAUGGAGAAGACGCUGGUGUCAUUUGUACUUCAACCCCACCUGCUCCAACAAUAGUAACACCACUAAGUUCUCUCGUCAGACUGGUCAACUCUAACAGCAGCUGCUCUGGUAGAGUGGAGAUCUUCCACAACAGCCAGUGGGGGACGGUGUGUGACGACAGCUGGGGAUUGAAUGAUGCUCAGGUGGUUUGUCGACAGCUGGGCUGUGGCAGGGCUGUGGCAGCAUUGCAAAGUGCAUUUUUUGGACAAGGUAGAGGACCAAUCUGGUUGGACAAUGUUCGCUGCUUAGGAAAUGAGCCAUCAGUAACACACUGUUUACAUCAAGGGUUUGGGUUCCACAACUGUCUUCACAGCGAGGACGCUGGUGUCAUCUGUCAAGAAAUUUCCACAACAACCACAAUUGCUCAAACCACAUCUGCUCCAACCACACCUACUCCAACAACACAUGCUCCAACAACACCUGCUCCAACCACUCCUACUCCAUCAACACCUUCUCCAACAACACCUGCUCCAACCACUCCUGCUCCAACCACUCCUACUCCAUCAACACCUGCUCCAACAACACCUGCUCCAACCACUCCUACUCCAUCAACACCUGUUCCAACCACUCCUGCUCCAACCACUCCUGCUCCAACCACUCCUACUCCAACAACACCUUCUCCAACAACACCUGCUCCAACAACACCUGCUCCAACCACUCCUACUCCAACAACACAUUCAUCUUUACCUUUACCUUUACCUUCAGUGAGACUGGUCAACUCUAACAACCACUGCUCUGGCAGAGUAGAGAUCUUCCACAAUGGCCUUUGGGGGACGGUGUGUGACGACAGAUGGGAUUUGAAUGAUGCUGAGGUGGUUUGUCGACAGCUGGGCUGUGGUAGAGCUUUGUCAGCACCAGGAAUUGCACAUUUUGGACAGGGCACUGGACCAAUUUGGUUAGAUGAAGUUCUCUGUUCAGGAAACGAGUUAUCGAUACUAGGAUGUCCACAUCAGGGAUUCGAGUCCAAUGACUGUUACCAUGGAGAAGAUGCUGGUGUCAUUUGUGAAGAAAUUUCCAUGACAACCACACCUGCUCCAACCACACCUGCUCCAACCACAGCUGCUCCAACCAUACCUGCUCCAACCACUCCUACUCCGACCACACCUGCUCCAACCACUCCUACUCCAACCACACCUGCUCCAACCACUCCUACUCCAACCACACCUGCUCCAACCACUCCUACUCCUAGCACAGCACCACCAAGUCCUUCAGUGAGACUGGUCAACUCUAACAACCGCUGCUCUGGCAGAGUUGAGAUCUUCCACAACGGCCUUUGGGGGACGGUGUGUGACGACAGCUGGGAUUUGAUCGAUGCUAAGGUGGUUUGUCGACAGCUGGGCUGUGGCAGGGCUUUGGCAGCACCAGGAGCUGCACAUUUUGGACGGGGCACUGGAGAUAUUUGGUUAGAUGAAGUUCGGUGUUCAGGAAACGAGUUAUCGAUAGCAGGAUGUGCACAUCAGGGAUUCGGGUCCCAUGACUGUUUUCAUGGAGAAGAUGCUAGUCUCAUUUGUGAAGAAAUUUCCACAACAAACACACCUGCUCCAACCACACCUGCUGCAACCACUCCUACUCCAACCACACCUGCUGCAACCACACCUGCUCCAACCACAUCUGCUCUAAGCACACCUACUCAAACUACUCCUACUCCAACCACACCUUCUCCAACUUUUACUACUACAACCUUAGCAACACCAAGUCCUCCAGUGAGACUGGUCAACUCUAACAGCAGCUGCUCUGGCAGAGUUGAGAUCUUCCACAACGGACAUUGGGGGACGGUGUGUGAUGACAGCUGGGAUUUGAAUGAUGCUCAUGUGGUUUGUCGACAGCUGGGCUGUGGCAGAGCGGUCGCAGCACCACACAGUGCAUUUUUUGGAUGGGGUUUUGGACCAAUUUUGUUAGAUAAUGUUGGGUGUUCCGGAAAUGAGUCAUCACUAACAGACUGUGCACAUGGGGGAUUAGGGUCCCAUGACUGUUACCAUGGAGAAGAUGCUGGUGUCAUUUGUGAAGUCCCACCUCCUCCAAGGCCAUCUACUCAAACGUCACCUUCUCCAGCGACACCUUCAAGCACACCUACUCCAACCACUCCUACUCCUACUCCAACUACUACUACUACUACUACUACAACCGCAGCACCACCAAGUCCUCCAGUGAGACUGGUCAACUCUAACAGUCGCUGCUCUGGCAGAGUGGAGAUCUUCCACAACGGCCGUUGGGGGACGGUGUGUGAUGACAGCUGGGAUUUGAAUGAUGCUCAUGUGAUUUGUCGACAGCUGGGCUGUGGCAGGGCUGUGGCUGCACCACAUGGGGCACAUUUUGGAUGGGGCACUGGACCGAUUUGGUUAGAUAAUGUUCGGUGCAGAGGAAAUGAGUCAUCAAUUACAGAUUGUGCACAUGGGGGAUUUGGUUCUCACAACUGUUACCAUGGAAAAGAUGCUGGUGUCAUCUGUGCAGGCCAACAACCACUAAUCCAGGACUCUCAGCUUGUUUGCACCCCUUAUCAGCUUGAAGUUGGUAUGCCAUUGCAAAGUCUGCUGUCGGCUGGUUUGAACGCGUUCUCUGGUCACCUGGCGGCCCCAUACUGUACCAGCUACACAGUGCGUGACAACACUUUGUGGUACCAAGUGCAACGUAGGACUGGCAUCUGUGGAACUGUAAUGAUGACCAACACCACCCAUGCCAUCUACAGCAACAGCUUGUUUUUCUACCCUCUAAGUAACGGUUCCUUCGUUCUACCUUCGAUUAUUCCGUUCUCCUGUGCCUAUCCCUUGGAAACCGAAACCAGCCUGAAUGCUGUAAUCAAACCUCAGCUCCUUCAGGGUGGCCUCGAGGGAUCAGGUACCAAAGCUAGAGCCUACAUGAAUCUUUUCCGUGACUCCAACUAUUCAUACAGCUACCCAGCGGGUCCGCUCUCUCUGCCAGUGGGCUCUGCCCUGCAUGUGCAAGUGUUUGUGCCUCUGAGUGAUCCAAGCUUCGCAGUCGUUCUGGAGGAGUGCUAUACCACUAACUCCUCAAACCCUGAUGACCCUGUGCGAUACUUUCUCAUUCAUUCCAGGUGCUCUACUGACUCUCGUGUUGUGUCAGUGGUUGAGAACGGCCUAUCCCUCCGUGCUCGUUUCUCUGCCCUGCUCUUCCCUUUCCAGGGUGACAACCCAAGCGUCUUCAUGCACUGCAGACUACGCCUAUGUGACAAGAGGAGCCAAAACUGUUUUCCACUUUGCAGAAGAAGAACUUAUCGCUCUCCUGACAACUCAACUAUGCUCAAAACUGUCAGCAUUGGACCAAUUGCCAUAGGAUGAGGCUGAAAACAGCCCAAAGGCUGAUUGAUUGAUUCUUGUUUUGGGUAUGACAGACAACAGACAUAAUCAGAUAGAGAAAAUACACUGUACUAUAAUUUUUUUCAGAUAUUGUAUGAUUUAAUAAUUCAAUGGAAUCAUUCUUUUGUAUAAUCCCUCAUAUUUUACCUUUUACACAUUUGUGUAAUAAAAUGACAAUAACAAAAAUAUUAGUAUUAAAGGAAUACUUCACCCACAAAACAAACGUGUUACCUUAAAUUCUUGAAGAGAACUAGACGUUCGUCUCGCAUGCCUCCAACACGAACUGAGAAUCAAAAAAAAGGAGAAAAGUCUUGAAUUGAAGUAAAUGGGGGCCGUGAUUAAGAACAGCAAAACUAUAUCAAAACAUCCGUUUACAACUCUCACACAGCUUGAGCAGUAUAAUAAGUGUCAUUCAUCCAGCCGUAUGUUCAUUACUUCCCAAACGCAUGCAUCUUCGCUAAAAUUUUAUGAAAACACGACUGCAUUAACAGUCUUAUGCUUAUGCCUAGGUGUGUUACACAUAAGUGCAAGUCUUAUUGUUGAUUGCCAUCUCAUUUGCCAUCAUCGCCAUCGCUGAGUCACACAGUAAUCAAGCUGCUGUUUCCAUUUCGGACUCGGAGUCUGCAGUCAAGUCAAGUACCUGAAGGCCACAAUAGUUGUCCAACACGCUUGUGAAACGGCGGUAACGUGAGCUGCAGAGGGUCAUGUCAAGGAGGUAACACACAAUUGCAAAACUCUCACAAGAUGGUUAAGGUUAGGUAUUGACAUUGAAUAGUUAAGGUUAGGUAUUGACAUUGAAUAGUUAAGAUUAGGUAUUGACAUUGAAAAGUUAAAAUUAGGUAUUGAUCUUGAAUAGUUAAGGUUAGGCAUUGACCUUGAAUAGUUAAGAUUAGGUAUUGACCUUGAAUAGUUAAGGUUAGGUAUUGACCUUGAAUAGUUAAGGUUAGGCAUUGACCUCGAAUAGUUAAGAUUAGGCAUUGACCUUCAAUAGGUAAUGUUAGGCAUUGACAUUGAAUAGUUAAGUUUAGGCAUUGACCUUGAAUAGUUAAGGUUAGGCAUUGACCUUAAAUAGUUAAGGUUAGGACUUGCUGUCGGGCAGAGAGUCUUGUGAGAGUUUUUGCAAGUUUUUGCAAUUUGCGGGUUACCUUCUAGACACGUCCACUGCAGAGGGGUACUCAGUUGGUUGCAAUCUGCAACCACACCACUAGAUGCAGCCAAAUCCUACAUACCUUUAUAAUAUUUGGGUUUAGUGAGGUUUAAUCUGUCCCUCACAUAAUCAAUCACAAUUGCUCUUAAAAGUGUGGAGAUGACAGUGGACUUCAGGAGGAGACCCCCUACACUGCCCCCAGUUUCUUUCCGCAGGCCGUCACUCUGAUGAACACAAUCAGUCAUACACAACACCAAAAUAUUCACUGCUGUUGUUAUAGACUAUAAUAU